UAAGCGAAGUACUUAGGUUGUUUUUAAGUGUUUAAGUGUAACUUAAGGGAAAAUGCAGAUUCUUAAGGCGAGAUUUGCUGUGCGGGCGAGUGCUUCACAGUUUCAGGCAUGGAGUUCUGCAAAACAUCGAAGUGCUGCUACUGACACGAAAGCCGUCGAAUAUAAACCAAUAAGGAGUGUUCUAGUCGCGAAUCGAGGCGAGAUUGCUAUCAGAGUAUUCCGAGCAUGUACGGAGUUGGGUAUCCGAUCUGUUGCUAUCUACAGCGAGCAGGACCGAUUGCAAAUGCACAGACAAAAAGCCGACGAAUCCUAUUUAGUCGGCAAGGGCUUAGCGCCAGUUGAGGCGUACCUUAGCGUUCCAGAAAUCAUCAGAGUGGCUAAAGAAAAUGAUGUUGACGCUAUUCACCCCGGAUACGGAUUGCUUUCUGAGAGGUCGGACUUCGCCCAAGCAGUGAUCAAUGCAGGGCUAAGAUUCAUCGGUCCAUCUCCAGCCGUCGUGCAGCAAAUGGGAGACAAAGUCGCUGCCAGAAAAGCUGCCAUUGAAGCGAAAGUCCCCAUCGUUCCCGGUACCGAUGGUCCAAUAACAACAAAACAAGAAGCUCUCGAAUUCUGCAAGAAACACGGUCUGCCGGUUAUUUUUAAGGCAGCGUACGGUGGCGGUGGUCGCGGUAUGCGGGUAGUACGCGAGAUGAGCGAAGUGGAAUCCUCAUUUGAACGUGCGUCUUCAGAGGCGCUUGGCGCGUUUGGAAACGGGUCCAUGUUCAUCGAGAGGUUCAUUGAACGACCGAGGCAUAUUGAGGUUCAACUUCUAGGUGAUAAAGCUGGAAACGUGGUGCAUCUCUACGAGCGCGACUGUUCUGUGCAACGUCGCCAUCAGAAGGUUGUAGAAAUUGCACCUGCACCUAGGCUAGACCCUGAGGUGCGUAAACAAAUGGUGGACUGCGCAGUACACUUAGCGCGACACGUUGGUUACGAAAAUGCGGGUACAGUGGAAUUCCUCCUCGACGACAAAGGCAAUUUCUACUUCAUCGAAGUUAAUGCCAGGUUACAAGUAGAGCAUACAAUUACUGAAGAAGUGACAGGUGUGGAUCUAGUUCAAUCCCAAAUCAGAGUAGCUGAGGGUAUGACCUUACCCGAAUUGGGACUAACACAGGACAACAUCAAGGCACAAGGGUAUGCCAUUCAGUGCAGAGUCACUACUGAAGACCCGGCAAAUAACUUCCAGCCUAGCACGGGAAGAAUUGAGGUGUUUAGAUCAGGUGAGGGUAUGGGCAUCCGCCUGGACUCUGCUUCUACAUAUGCUGGAGCCGUUAUUUCCCCGUACUACGACUCAUUGCUUGUCAAAGUAAUCUCACACGCUCAAGACCUCUCCGCGUCAGCGGCAAAAAUGAAUCGCGCCUUACGUGAGUUCCGUAUUCGCGGUGUCAAGACCAACAUUCCCUUCUUAUUAAACGUACUUGAGAACCAGAAGUUCCUUAAUGGCGUCCUAGAUACUUACUUCAUCGACGAGCAUCCCCAACUCUUCAUGUUCAAGCAAUCUCAAAACCGAGCGCAAAAGAUCCUCAACUAUCUCGGUUUUGUGCUGGUGAAUGGACCGGCAACUCCUCUGGCCACCAACAUUCCUCCUUCUGAUGUCCAACCGUAUAUACCUCCAGUGCCAUUGGCCCCCUCUGGGUAUGACCUUUCUCCAGAGGCCAUCAGACGUCAAGAAUUAACUGGUGAAAAUACAGCGGUCCAACCACCGAAAGGAUAUAAGCAGAUCCUCAACGAAGGUGGCCCUGAAGCAUUCGCCAAAGCUGUUAGACGGAACAAGGGUCUACUUCUUAUGGACACCACAUACAGAGACGCCCAUCAGUCCUUGCUGGCGACCAGAGUGAGGACACAUGACCUGUUGGCCGUAUCACCUUAUGUCGCUCAUAACUUCAGCAACUUGUAUUCGCUUGAAAAUUGGGGAGGAGCAACCUUCGACGUUGCUCUUAGAUUCCUGCACGAAUGCCCGUGGGAACGAUUGGAAGACAUGCGUCGGAUGAUCCCCAACAUCCCGUUCCAGAUGUUGCUGCGAGGUGCUAACGCCGUCGGCUACACCAACUACCCUGACAAUGCUGUCUACAAGUUCUGUGAUAUGGCCGUAAAAGCGGGCAUGGACGUAUUCCGCGUGUUCGACUCUCUCAACUACCUUCCAAACCUUAUCAUCGGCAUGGACGCUGCAGGCAAAGCGGGGGGUGUAGUCGAAGCAGCUAUUUCUUAUACCGGCGACGUGUCAGACCCUAACAAGAAGAAAUACGACCUCAAGUACUACUUAAACCUCGCUGAUGAGCUUGUGAAAGCUGGAACUCACGUGUUAGCUAUUAAGGAUAUGGCUGGAUUGCUAAGGCCGCAAGCUGCCAAGUUGCUUAUCACUGCAAUCCGCGAUAAGCACCCCGACGUGCCGAUCCACGUGCACACGCACGAUACAUCGGGCGCGGGCGUGGCGUCCAUGCUGGCCUGCGCCGAGGCGGGCGCCGACGUGGUUGACGUCGCCGUCGACUCCAUGUCAGGCCUCACCAGUCAGCCUAGUAUGGGAGCCCUCGUUGCUUCGUUGCAGGGAACGCCACUCGAUACCAAGAUCCCGUUAACAACUGUAUCAGAGUACUCUGCGUACUGGGAACAAGCGCGCACAUUGUACGGUCCCUUCGAAUGCACGGCUACGAUGAAAUCUGGCAAUGCCGACGUGUACCUAAACGAAAUACCCGGAGGACAGUAUACUAACCUGCAGUUCCAGGCCUUCUCUCUUGGACUUGGAAGCCAAUUCGAAGAAGUGAAGAAGGCAUACAGAGAAGCAAAUCUUCUACUCGGAGACAUAAUCAAGGUGACGCCCUCUUCGAAAGUAGUGGGCGAUCUAGCUCAAUUCAUGGUGCAGAACAAACUGACAGCUAAGGAUAUCGAAGCCAAGGCCGAGGAGCUCUCGUUUCCGAAAUCUGUCGUGGAAUACCUGCAGGGUGCUAUUGGCAUUCCUCAUGGUGGUUUCCCCGAACCUUUGAGAUCUAAAGUGCUGAAGGAUAUGAAGAGAAUAGAAGGACGCCCAGGCCAGGAAUUGCCACCUUUGGACUUUGAGAAAUUGAAGAAAGACCUUUCAGAAACCUAUCCAAGUGUCACCGACCAAGACGUGAUGUCGGCUGCGAUGUACCCACAAGUCGCAAACGACUUCUUCAGGAUCCGCGACAAAUACGGACCUGUCAAGCAUUUGGAUACAAAGACCUUCCUCGUUGGACCCACGGUGGGAGAAACGAUCGAAGUGCAUCUCGAGAGAGGCAAGACUCUCGACAUCAAGACGUUGGCUGUGUCCGACGAGAUGACAGCGGCGGGCGAGCGCGAGGUCUUCUUCGAACUCAAUGGACAGCUCAGAUCCGUGUUCAUUAGGGAUGAGAAUGCUAGCAAGGAAAUGAAGAUACACCCUAAAGCCGUGAAGGGAGAUAAAAAUCAAGUUGGAGCACCGAUGCCAGGAACAGUGCUUACAAUCAAAGUGAAAGAAGGCGAUAAAGUGGAGAAGGGUCACCCAAUAGCAGUGCUGUCAGCCAUGAAGAUGGAAAUGAUCGUGCAAGCUCCGAAAGCGGGCGUCAUCCAAAGCGUCGUCAUCACCAAUGGACAGAAACUCGAGGGCGAUGACCUUAUUUGCACUAUUGAGUAAAGACUUUAGUUAGUACCAAGGACAACACUGAUAGUUUUUCAAAUUGCCGCAAUAUAGAAAAGUUCAUUAAGAUAAUUUUCGUACUUUAGUGUAUAACCGUGCAAUAGUAUUUUCUUUCGUUGUUUGAAAUGUUUUACACAGACGUUUUAUUUAUUCGUUGUAAUUAUGUCUUUAUAUUUUAGGCAAAUUACUAUGGGGAAAAAUGAUUAACUGCAGCCGUGGAAUCACAAAUAAAUUAUUAGAGUGAGGGAUGUCAAUCGUUAUAAUGAGGUGAUUUUAUUAUUGUAGUUAAGAUUGUCGUUGAACACGAGCGCGUAAAUGUUAUAAAAUAAUUUAUAUAACAUGAUCUAGGCAAUUAGUGUUGUGAUAAAAAAUGUGUACUUAUGAAAUGUUUCUUCAAUGUGUUCAAUUUAAAAGUCUAUACUUUUUUUUCAUUUGGACGAUAUUUUUUAUCGUGUACCUUUAAUCAACAUGAGAAAAAUAAUGUUACCGUAUUUAGCCUUGAAAUAAUAACAUAACAUGCCUGCCCCAAAACAUGAAAAUAAAAAAUGUAUAUCACACUGAGAUCGUGUAACGUGUAUCUUAGAUGGAGGUAAGCAACGUUGAAAUUAUAUAGGUUGAAUUCAAAUCGUAACACUUUUAAAAUGUUUUCAUUGUUAUAUAAAUUAGAAUUGUAAAUAUCUUUAUAAAAUUCGUCCAAUUACGAAUUUAAAGAAAUUUAAAAGUCAUCACAUUUAAAAAAUAUAUGCAGGAUAACUUUAAUCACCAUCCAAAUUUUAAUAAUAUUAAGACUCCAAAGUCAUAAUAUUAAAAUAAAAUAAUUUUUUUUGGGGAAAAGUAAAAUACGUUGUUUAUUUUUCUUUUAGAAUCACUCAGUACUCAAUAUAUUUUAGAUAUGGCAUCACAAAGUUGGAUAACCAAAAAGACGACUUACCCCUAAAAAGACGACUGACCCCUAAAAAGACGACUUACCCCUAAAAAAACCACUCAGUGUCGUUAUGUAUCUUUAGGGUUCACAAACACUUAAGAAUUCUUCAUCGAUCUCCGCUGGUAGUCUUGGCCUAUCACGUCCUUGAGCGUAUGAAGGCGUCAUAAAUUGGCCGUAGUCUUUGAUUGGUAACUCUCUGGGCUCCGUUUCGAUCCACCACUUAAAAUGUAAGUCGUAUUACCAUCUCACACUUACCAUCAAUAGUACUCGCAUUUUUAUUGCACCCUCGGCUCGUGAUAUCCCUGCACCUCACCUUCGCCCCGUUUUUUCAAAUGAACUCACGAAUGUCAAGCGUAGAGCCAUUGUCUGGUAGAGUAGGUUGCCCAAGCAUUGUUAAAAACUAUUUUGGAAUAAUUUCAGUACAGUACUCAAAAAAUCGCGGAAAGUACGCGAAACCAGAUUCAUCCCCUAGUUAGCCACCCUUAGAAGUGGAAUAUUUUCUUCAAAUUGAAAUAGGACCACUACUGAGGUACCC
Messenger RNA from Hyposmocoma kahamanoa, 5130 nucleotides. Its product is annotated as pyruvate carboxylase, mitochondrial. The record is from RefSeq and is a predicted model, not a curated record. The coding region runs from base 53 to 3667 and encodes 1204 amino acids. Gene Ontology annotation, molecular function: ATP binding; metal ion binding; pyruvate carboxylase activity. Gene Ontology annotation, biological process: gluconeogenesis; pyruvate metabolic process. The transcript has 25 exons. Lineage: Eukaryota; Metazoa; Arthropoda; Insecta; Lepidoptera; Cosmopterigidae. Gene Ontology annotation, cellular component: cytoplasm.